AUGGGCGAGACACCACAGGCAGAGGGCAUUCCACAGCUGACAAGAGCUAAUUUCUGGAGCAACCAGCAGGAGGCACCAGCGAUGUGUUGUGUUCACUCCCAAUCUCCACACUUGAGGGAAUGGAAUAAGGGGGGGAAAUCACAAAAAGAGUGGAGCCAGGACAUAACUGAAAAAUUCAAGAAGAAAAAAAUUAAGCAGACCACUGAUGCACAGGAAGAGGGCGCUUUUGCUGUAUUGUGUGAGCUGCCCUCGGCUGUGGACCCUCUACAGGUUCCAGGCACGAUAGCAGUGGAUGAUGGUGAGUGGAAGGUAAUAACCACUGGGAGCCAGCCCUCACCAGCCCCUACUGCUGAUGUAGAGUUUUUAAAGAAAAUGUCAGACUUUUUGGGGAAAGAUGGAAAAACUUUGGCUGAUAUGCCGGGUCUGUUGGGCCUUAAGCCGAGAGCCCCACAACAGGAGACUGCUCCUUCACCUGAUGAGUGGGUGAAGGCUUUGGGGCAAGCAUUAGGGAAGGUCAUGCCACCCCACCCCGAGUCAAGCCCCUAUCGUAAACUGAGGUUGUUUUCUGGGGGUCCCACCCCAAUACCUGGGGAGGAAGCAUUUGAACCCUGGCUGGAGCACACCACAGAGAUGCUGCAGGAGUGGGCGGUGCCUGAGGCUGAAAAGAGAAGGCGACUAGUAGAGUGUCUCAGGGGGCCAGCUCUAGAUGUGAUUCGCACCCUGAAGCUCGGUAACCCUGGGGUCAAGGUGAGGGACUGCCUAGAGGCCCUGGACCAUGCCUUUGGGAGAACUGAGGGUUCAGAGGAUGUUUAUUGCAAAUUCCUCAAUGCCAGGCAACAAAAGGGAGAGAAGGUUUCUGCCUAUGUCCAAAGAUUGGAGAAAUUAUUACAGAGAGCCAUCAUGAGGGGAGCAGUAGCCGUUGAGCAAAUGGACCGGACUAGAUUGGCUCAGAUUGUGAGAGGAAUUCAAUAUCAGAACCCAAUCCUUCUCCACCUUCGAUUAAGGGAACGGCAAGAUAAUCCACCAAGUUACUCUCGCCUGAUAAAAGAGGUCCGAGAAGAAGAAAAGAGGCAGGCAGCUGGCGAGGUUUGGGAGGUGCAGCAACACCAAGCAACUGGCACUACAUCCACACAGACACCCAAGGCACUAAUGGUGAAUCCUCAAGAGGAACUUACUCAGUGA
Molecule: messenger RNA, 1182 nt
Organism: Gopherus evgoodei (Goodes thornscrub tortoise)
Lineage: Eukaryota; Metazoa; Chordata; Testudines; Testudinidae
Product: paraneoplastic antigen Ma1 homolog
Exons: 3
Coding region: 1-1182 (393 amino acids)
Source: RefSeq, a predicted model, not a curated record